This is a messenger RNA of Bubalus bubalis (water buffalo), 2307 nucleotides long. RefSeq names its product TIR domain containing adaptor protein (gene TIRAP). The transcript has 6 exons. The record is from RefSeq and is a predicted model, not a curated record. Gene Ontology annotation, biological process: signal transduction. Lineage: Eukaryota; Metazoa; Chordata; Mammalia; Artiodactyla; Bovidae. The coding region runs from base 764 to 1354 and encodes 196 amino acids.
CAUUUACACAAGAAGUUCCUACAACGAGGUGCUUGUCAGCUGCCCUUCCCCAGAUCCCGAAUGCAACCCUGGCCAGGUGGCACAGAGGACAGUCACUCUGCUGGUCAUGCUGAGCUCAUACUCUAAUGGCUGUUCCAUGAGGUCAAGACUGGGGUCCCUCCCUUCUCCCACUUUACCAAUGCCUGGUCUCAUGGGGUUAGUUUGGACCCCACCACGAUGGCAUCAUCAACCUCCUCCCCGGCUCCUGGCUCCAGGUCCAAGAAGCCUCUGGGCAAGAUGGCUGAACCAUUCAGAGGAAGGAGAUAAGCAGAGCAGAGAGAGAGGACAAAUCCACUUCCAGAACACCAGACUUUGUGUCCUGAUCAAAAGCUGGAGAGGCUGAGUUGAAAUCAUUUGGAGUACUCAACAAUAUGCCAGAUAUGGCAUUAUUUCCUCUAACCUUCAACAACAACUGAAAUGAACCCAUUUUCCAGAUAAGGAAGUGGAAGCAUUGACUGGCUUGUUUAAAGUCAUCCAGAAAGCAAGCGGUCCACAAUCAAAUCUAUGGGGCCCUCCAAAGUGUGGUUUGGAAUCAAUCAGUGCUAAGGCGGAUUCUCAACCAUUGGGCCACCCGGGAAGUUCAAACAACCAGUUUUUAUGUAUUCCCCAAACCUUUGAAGACAAGGGGAAGUUUGGGGCAAGUCCUGAGGGAUGGACACAGUGCACAGAACAGCUGGUGUGAGAAGACUGGUUCAGGCAGGCCCUGGCGAGGAAGCCCACGAAGAUGCCCGUCUCCCCAGAAAGCGCCCUCAGUGACGUUUCACACCCGAGCUCACCGGACAGCCCCCCAUCCCUGGGCUCCAGCUCAGAGGUGUCUCCCAUCCCUGCACCUUCGCACGGGGGCGCUGACGGUGGCGGCGGCAGCAGCAGCGGCAGCAGCAGCGGCGGCCGCUGGAGCAAGGACUAUGAUGUAUGCGUGUGCCACAGCGAGGAGGACCUGGCGGCCGCCCAGGAGCUGGUCUCCUACCUGGAGGGCGGCGCCGCCAGCCUGCGCUGCUUCUUGCAGCUUCGCGACGCCACCCCCGGCGGCGCCAUCGUGUCCGAGCUGUGCCACGCGCUGAGCAGCAGCCACUGCCGCGUGCUGCUCAUUACCCCCGGCUUCCUCCGGGACCCGUGGUGCAGGUAUCAGAUGCUGCAGGCGCUGAGCGAGGCCCCAGGGGCCGAGGGCCGCACCAUCCCCCUGAUGUCCGGCCUCAGCAGAGCCGCCUACCCCGCCGAGCUCCGAUACAUGUACUUCGUGGACGGCCGCGGUCCCGAAGGUGGCUUCCGCCAAGUCAAGGAGGCUGUCAUGCGGUACCUGCAGACCCUUGGCUGACGCUUGAUCCAUCACCACAGCACCCAGAAAGUUGGAGCAAAGUGGGAAAUGGAGUUAGAGGGCCCAGGGCCUGGGAUUUCAGCAGACACACUGAGUUGUAAGGAGUGAGUUUGCAGGACACUGUAUAUGACCCAGGGAUCAGACUGUCUGUGGCCUCCAUAUCCGUGGGCUCUCAGGAAGGACCCAGGGAAGUUGGGGAGUCCCCCCAGGAAGGCCUGGAGAGGCUGGGGACUCCCCCAGGAAGGCCUGGGGAGACUGGGGACUUCCCCAAGAAGGCCUGGGGAGACUGGGGAUCCCCCAGGAAGGCCUGGAAGAGCCAGAAAGUGGAGGUAGGAGGAAGUGCUGAUACCAAGAUAUGGCCCACGUGAUGCUGCCUGCAUGACUGGACAUGAAGCCUGGCAGGUCGUGUCUGUGUCUUCAUCCCCUGGAAUUGGGCACUGGUGUUGAGGUGCAUUCCUCUUGAAGAGGUGGCUCACCUGAGUAAGGAGCUGGAAUCCUGGACCACUUGCCUCAGCUGCAUGGUUUUCCGCGGUGCUGGGGGAAGCCCUGAGCAGGCGUCAGGAGAAAGCAACAGGUAUGGUGUCUUUCACACUCACACUCCUGCCGGGGUCUCCCUGUGACGUCAUUCACAUCUGAAAGGCACGAGGAAGAUGCCCUCAGCACUGUUGUUUGUUUCCACUGCACACCUGUCUUUCGAGACCCACUCCUAGAGACCAUUCAGAAGAGACAGGAGAGAGCAGGGAGCAGGCGGGGCGAAGAGAAGGGAAACUCAGACCUUUUAGCUGGGAUCAAAAGCCCACUCAUCGAUGCACCGACACAGGGGCUUCAUCAGGGGUCUGGCCAGAACUCAUGCUUUCUCAUGCAGAGAGCUCCUCACCUCUGCACUCAGAGGAAUCAGCAUAUUCCUCUGGAGGAUGGUAUGUUUUCAAUAAAACUUGUUGAGCUGAAAUGAA